AUGAAAGCUGAGACUUCGAAAGUCACCAAGAAACGUCUGUCUCUAGAAAACUUCGAGCUAAUACGUCAGCGUGGAAUCGGACAAGAUGCAGGCAGCCGCGAACUUACAUCAGAAGUUGCGAAACACUGCAGACAGGCGAUUAAAGAAGAUCUUAAAGAGAGAAAAGUACCAGCAUUGGUCGAAGCUACACAGGCUGGGAAAAGCAUUCGCAAAGCCUACCGAAGCUUCGCCAAUUAA
Angiostrongylus costaricensis is the source of this 237-nucleotide messenger RNA. Lineage: Eukaryota; Metazoa; Nematoda; Chromadorea; Rhabditida; Metastrongylidae. The record is from the annotation of a GenBank genome assembly.